Messenger RNA from Trichoderma virens Gv29-8, 679 nucleotides. RefSeq lists its product as uncharacterized. The transcript has 2 exons. NCBI's taxonomy places the organism in Eukaryota, Fungi, Ascomycota, Sordariomycetes, Hypocreales, Hypocreaceae. The record is from RefSeq and is a predicted model, not a curated record. The coding region runs from base 76 to 444 and encodes 122 amino acids.
CAGACUUGUUAGUCCGCCGGCAAACACUUUUCACUGUUUACAAACUCUUUUUGUCAAACGCCUCAACAUCACAAAAUGAAGCUCACAUUCGUCGUUUACAUCGCCUCCCUUGUCGCUUCUGUUUCUGGUGCACCCGUGAGCACUGAGGAGGUUGAUGCUGGUCUCUUCACUUCUCUGGAUGGCGUUUGGAAUAGCUACGGCUACGAUGAGAAAAAGAGGCGUGAUCUCAUAAAGAAAGGUACUACUGAGGAGGUCGACGCCGGUCUCUUCACUUCUCUCGAUGGUGUUUGGAAUAGCUACGGCUAUGAUGAGAAGAAGCGACGUGAGAUUAUGAAGAAGCGCCGUGAGGCUAUGAAGAGGGGUACCACUGAGGAGGUCGAUGCUGGUCUCUUCACUUCUCUGGACGGCGUUUGGAAUAGCUACGGCUAUGAUGAGAAGAAAUAAGCAGUUUAAAGCUGAGGCCAUCAUUAAAUUGGCCACACGCCCUCUCCUGCACGUGUGGGAGGACAGACAGAAUGGAGGCGAAGCCUGCGGGAACAGAGAAUGAUAGUCGCUAGCUUUCAAACGAUGUCAUAUCACGCUUUCCAAUGCUUUCCCAUGAGCCUAUGAAGGUGCCGUGGGAGGUUGAAAAGGUCGAAGAUAGCUGGAUCCAGCGAAAUUCAAUUGGUAUUAUUUCUAU